Molecule: messenger RNA, 602 nt
Organism: Olea europaea var. sylvestris
Lineage: Eukaryota; Viridiplantae; Streptophyta; Magnoliopsida; Lamiales; Oleaceae
Product: growth-regulating factor 10-like
Exons: 1
Coding region: 156-602 (148 amino acids)
Source: RefSeq, a predicted model, not a curated record
UGUUUAUAUAUUUGUUAAUAUUUCAUUACGUAUUUGCACUACACUAUAUAUAAUCAGAUGGGAGAUGGAGAGAAGACGAUAAAAUAGUUCCAUUGAAAAAACGAAAAGGAACCCUGAAUAGAUGUGCCAGCAAUGAGACAUUGACGAAGGCGAGGAUGAAAUCGAAGACAAAUAAAAAAUGCUUGCAAGAAAAAGCUGAUCAUGAUGGCAAUUAUUGUCCGAAUAAGAAGAGGGCCAAUGUUAUCUUGGAGGGAUCCCGGUGCAGUCGGGUUAACGGGAGAGGAUGGAGAUGCUGCCAACCGACCCUCGUCGGCUACGCAUUGUGUGAGCAUCAUUUGGGAAAAGGGAGGCUUAGAAGCAUGACCAGUGUUCGCAAAAGCUCUAAGAGUGCACCAAUGGAAGUCCCGUCUUCAACUGAGACUACUCGAUCGAUGUCAUCUAUCUUGUGUGCCUUAGAUGUGGAAGACUCGAAAGGAUUGGAAGAAACUGAAAAUGAUGACGAGAAGAAACGAGUCGAGUUCACGAAGAAGAGAACAAAGGUUGGUAUGGUGAAAGCUAGAUCAAUUAGCAGCUUGCUUGGCCAAAUUGAUAGCAAAAGAUGA